AAGUGCCGAACCAUCUCGGAAACAGCUGCAUGUCUUUGUUUCUUCCUUUUUUGCCCUGUGAAAUGCAGAUCCGGGGAGUCAGUAAGGGAGACGCUGGGACACCCAGAAGCCAGGAGAUCGGGUUUUUGUCAUUCAAGGAUGUGGCCAUAGAAUUCUCUCCAGAGGAGUGGGAAUGCCUAGACUCCCCUCAGCGAUUAUUGUACAGGACUGUGAUGUUAGAGAACCAUAGAAACCUGGUUUUUCUAGGAAUUGCUGUCUCUAAGCCAGAUCUUAUUAUGUGUCUGGAGCAAAGGAAAGAGCCCUGGAGUGUGAAGGGACAUGGCACAUUAGCCAAACUUCCAGCUGUGACUUCUCAUUACACUGAAGGCCUUUUGCCAGAGAAGAGUAUAGAAGACUCUCUUGCAAAGAUGCCAAUGGGAAAAUAUGUGAUCCAUGCUGGGGAGGAACCCUAUAAAUGUGAAGAAUGUGGCAAAACCUUUCACAUUCGAUCACUCCUUACUCGACAUAUGAUGAUCCAUACUGGAGAGAAACCCUAUAAAUGUGCAGAAUGUGGCAAAGCCUUCAACUCUCGUUCACAUCUUACUCGACAUACAGUGAUCCAUACUGGAGUGAAACGCUACAAAUGUGAAGACUGUGGCAAAGGCUUUCACAUUCGUUCACUCCUUACUCGACAUAUAAUGAUCCAUACUGGAGAGAAACCCUACAAAUGUGCAGAAUGUGGCAAAGGCUUCAACUCUCAUUCACUCCUUACUCGGCAUACAAUGAUCCAUACUGGAAAGAAACCCUACAAAUGUGAAGAAUGUGGCAAAGCAUUUCGCUCUCAAGGAGAAUGUGCUGGACAUAAGACCAUUCAUACUGGAGAGAAGCCCUAUAAAUGUGCAGAAUGUGGCAAAGCCUUUCACACUCGUUCAAUCCUUAAUCAACAUACAGUGUUCCAUACUGGAGUGAAACACUACAAAUGUGAAAAAUGUGGCAAAGCCUUUCACACUCAUUCACACCUUACUCGACAUAAGGUGAUCCACGCUGGAGAGAAACCCUACAAAUGUGAAGAAUGUGGCAAAGGCUUUAACUCUCAUUCAAGUCUUACUCGACAUACAGUGAUCCAUACUGGAGAGAAGCCCUACAAAUGUGCAGAAUGUGGCAAAGCAUUUAACACUCGUUCACUUCUUACUCGACAUACGGUGAUCCAUACUGGAGAGAAGCCCUACAAAUGUGCAGAAUGUGGCAAAGACUUUACUCGGUACUCGAAUCUUAUUGAACAUCAACGUAUCCAUACUCGAGAGAAACCCUACAAAUGUGAGGAAUGUGGCAAGGCCUUUCGUUCUGGAAGAGGAUUUGCUGGCCAUAAGACCAUCCAUACUGGAGUGAAACCCUACAAAUGUGCAGAAUGUGGCAAAGGCUUUACUCAGAACUCAAAGCUUAUUCAACAUCAUAAUAUCCAUACUGGAGAGAAACCCUACAAAUGUGAGGAAUGUGGCAAGGCCUUUCACUCUCACUCUGGAUUUUCUCGACAUAAGACCAUGCAUACUGGGGAGAAAUCCUACAAAUGUGAAGAAUGUGGCAAAGCCUUUUGCUCCCAUUCAAAGCUUGCUGGAUAUAUCAAGGUGCAUAGUGGAGAGAAACCCUACAAAUGUGAAGAAUGUGGCAAAGCCUUUCACUUUCCCUAUGGAUUUGCUUUACAUAAGACCAUCCAUACUGGGGAGAGAAAUCUACAAAUGUGA
This is a messenger RNA of Carlito syrichta (Philippine tarsier), 1721 nucleotides long. RefSeq names its product zinc finger protein 724-like. The transcript is spliced from 5 exons. Gene Ontology annotation, cellular component: nucleus. Gene Ontology annotation, biological process: regulation of transcription by RNA polymerase II. NCBI's taxonomy places the organism in Eukaryota, Metazoa, Chordata, Mammalia, Primates, Tarsiidae. The coding region runs from base 30 to 1721 and encodes 563 amino acids. The record is from RefSeq and is a predicted model, not a curated record. Gene Ontology annotation, molecular function: DNA-binding transcription factor activity, RNA polymerase II-specific; RNA polymerase II transcription regulatory region sequence-specific DNA binding.